Molecule: messenger RNA, 7522 nt
Organism: Xyrauchen texanus (razorback sucker)
Lineage: Eukaryota; Metazoa; Chordata; Actinopteri; Cypriniformes; Catostomidae
Product: bone morphogenetic protein receptor type-2-like
Exons: 14
Coding region: 619-3672 (1017 amino acids)
Biological process (GO): cellular response to growth factor stimulus; vasculature development; protein phosphorylation
Cellular component (GO): plasma membrane; signaling receptor complex
Molecular function (GO): transforming growth factor beta receptor activity; ATP binding
Source: RefSeq, a predicted model, not a curated record
CUGAAGACGAGGCGUUUCCAGUCUGGGCUGCUGUAGAUUCCCGACCGUCUUCUGGUGCCUUUCCCGUUGUUUGGAGUAGGGACGGGAGGGAAAACGUCACGCAAACGUUCAGUUUCUCAACCCAUGCGCAAUGGAAAUAGAGAACAUUCCUCAAACGAAGAUCAAAAGAUAACGAACGCGAGGAAUAUGACGACAAAUGGAUGUUUUAACUGUCGGCAACAACGAAACGGAUGUUUGCCUGUCUAAAACUGUGCGAGACCAUCGAGGAGACUUGCGGGCUCGGGAUGUCCUGCAUAUAACUGCGCUGAAACUCUGCAUUUGGUAAAUGGUUGAAUCUUUCAUCUGGUAACAUUUGAUGCUUCCUGGUGGAAGGAAAAAAGCAAUGAAGAUCAACGCUUUGAGGUCUUCAAGACUAUUUUAAACUGAGAUUUAAACUGUGACUGUCAUUUUGCCGCCAUUCUAAAAUAUUUUUUACAGUGUUUUGACAAAUUGGUGAUGGUGGACUCUCCAAAGCACAAAUAUUUUGUGUGUGUCUGUAUUCUGAAGCCUAGACAGCUAUACAAGUGACUGAGAAUAAAGCUGAAAAUAUUCUGUUUAAAGAGGAGGAGAAAAGAAAACAUGGCAGUUGAAGGCCGAAUAACAAUUCUUGACGUUGGACUGUUUGCCAUGGUGGUUCUUCUUAGCCCUGUAGCUGCUGCUCAGAGCGGGCAGAGGGAAUGCGCUUAUGCAGAACAGCUGCAAGCUCUGGCAGAGCAGAUUGGUGGACGUGGAAAAGGGCGUGUCUUUCUUGAGAACUCAACCAUUCGCUGUAAUCAUGGAGGUCACUGUUUUGGACUCUGGGGGAAAAAAAAUAAUGAAAUUUUCUUAGUGAAGCAAGGUUGCUGGACAAAUCUAGGUGACUAUCAGGAGUGCUCCGACCGCUGCAUGGUGACCAACCCACCAUCAGUGGUCAAGAAUGGAACAUAUCGUUUUUGUUGCUGCAACAAAGACAUGUGCAACAUGAACUUUACUGAGGACUUCCCUCCCCCCUCCCCAACCACUGCACAGCCUCUCUAUUCACGCCGACUUUACAGAGAGGAAGCCAUUGUUGUCACAUUAGCAACUGUCUCCAUGGUCGCUGUCCUUGUUGUGCUGCUUUUUUUUGGAUAUCGCAUGCUAAGAGGACGUGGUAAACACACUCUUCACAGCCUUGAUGUUUUGGAGAAAGUGUUUUCUCCUCCUUCUCUAGAUUUAGACAACCUCAAACUGCUGGAGCUAAUUGGCCGAGGCCGAUAUGGCACAGUGUAUCACGGUUCACUGGAUGAGCGUUCUGUGGCGGUGAAAGUUUUCAACUCUGCUAACCGCCAGCAGUUCGCUAAUGAGCGCAUGAUUUACCACCUCCUCCUGGACCACGAGAAUGUAGCACGCUUCUUAGAGAGCGAGGAACGUGUGGGCACAGAAGGCAAGACAGAGUAUCUCCUCUUGCUAGAGAUCUACCCUCAUGGCUCUCUGUGCACAUAUCUGAGUGGACGGACUGUGGACUGGCUGAGCUGCUGUCGUUUGGCUCUGUCUGUCACCAGAGGGUUGGCGUACCUGCACACAGAGACACAGAGAGGGGAUGUGUAUAAACCAGCCAUAUCCCACCGGGAUCUGAACAGCAGGAAUGUGCUUGUGAAGUCAGAUGGCUCAUGUGUGAUCAGUGAUUUUGGACUCUCCAUGAUUCUGACGGGAAAGAGACCACCCAGGGAUGGGGAAGAGGACAACAGUGCCAUCAGUGAGGUGGGUACAAUGCGGUACAUGGCCCCAGAAGUGCUGGAGGGGGCGGUAAAUCUGAGAGAUUGUGAGUCUGCACUGAAGCAGGUGGAUAUUUAUGCACUGGGUCUGCUUUACUGGGAGACAUUCAUGCGUUGUGCCGACCUCUUCCCAGGUGAGACGGUUCCAGAAUUUCAGAUGGCAUUUCAAGCUGAGUUGGGCAAUCACCCUAACAUAGAGGACAUGCAGGCACUUGUGUCGCGAGAAAAAGAAAGACCCAAAUUCCCUGAAGCCUGGAAAGAGAAUAGCCUGACGGUGCAUUCUCUGAAAGAAACCAUGGAGGACUGCUGGGAUCAGGAUGCUGAAGCCCGACUCACAGCUCAAUGUGCGCAGGAGAGACUCACUGAACUGCUGCUUAUCUGGGACAGAGAAAAAUCAGUCAGUCCUGCUCUCAACCCUAGCAUUGCACUAUACAACCACAGGAAUUUCUCUACAGGACGGCUGACUCCUAAAGUGGGUUCUUGCCUCGAAAACUCAUCCACAAACACUGAAGACCAUGAGAGUGCCACACUCCACAAUGACACCUCUGCAGGCCCAUCCUCAGUGGCAGCACCAAAUCCUGCAGAGAAGAACAGGAACUUUAUUAACUACGAUUGGCAGCAGGCCCAAUCACUGCAGUUUGGCACAGAGAGCUCCUCCUCCACACCCAUCUCAGACACCUGCCUUGCCAACCAACCUCCACCAGAGGGCAACAGUGGCCCUUUUUGUGCUCUGUUGACUCAAGAGGACCUAGAAACAACAAAACUGGACCCAAGCGAAGUCCAGAAGAACCUACGGGAGAGCUCUGAUGAAAAUUUAAUGGAAUAUUCGCAGAAAAAAUUCUACCCUCCAGAAACAGCAAACUUGCACAGACCUCCCUACCCCCUCUUGAAUAUGGCCACUGAUAUUUCAGAGUCAAAGGGUUCCGGGCGCCAUGCCGACACCCCACCAACUAUCUUACCUAAGCAGCAAAACAUCCCUAAGAGACCAAGUAGCCUGAGCCUCCUCGUUAAGCCCUCUGGAAAAACACCAACGUCCUCGUCUUCAUCACUGCAGAAGAAAUUUGGAAAACUUGGCAAGUCCAAUCUGAAAAAAGUUGAGAUGGGCAUGGCCAAUUCCAGUGCGGUGAGCACAGCACUUGAGCCUCGGCUGAUUGUUGUUGCUAUCAACGAAACUGCAGCAACAGCUGAUAAAUAUCCAGCCGGAGCAGCUCCAGAGUCAGCAGGAAGUGCAGCGUUGAGUUCAGAGGACUUAACCUUUAGCCUCUUGACAACUAGCCCUGAUGAGCAAGAGCCUCUACUGAGAAGAGAGUUGCGUUCUGACAACGCAAACAACAACAACAGCAAUAACAACAAUGGAGAGGGAGAUGGCGAUAGAGGUACUGAGGAAGGAGGGGAAGGAGGAGAGAACAAUGAGAGUGUUGCUCCAACAGGGGAAGCUCCAUCCUACUCUACCCUGGAGACUGUUGUACUGCAUGGUCCCUGUCCUGUUGCAGUUGUGGUUCCUUCACAGGCCCAGAGCACAGUCCAGACACACAGAGAGGCCCUGCUCAGACAGAACCGUGUGCGCAGACCCGAAAGACCCAACUCACUGGAUCUGUCCAUCACCACACUGCCACUGUUAGGCAAGACUGAUGGCAACAUGACAGAGGGAUCAGGAGAAAAAAUCAAGAAGCGAGUUAAGACUCCUUACACUCUGAAAAAGUGGCGUCCUGCCAGCUGGGCCAUCUCCACGGAAACAAUGGAUGCUGAGCUUAAUAACAACAACAUUUGUCAUGGAGGGCUCUACCAGAACCAGAAGCAGGGUCAGGCCAAUACCAGCAGAUCUAAAUCGGCUUCAGCAGUGUAUUUAGGGAGUCGAGGAGGAUCUUGCUUCUCCGACUCCAAUGAUUGUGACUUUUGAACUUUAAGCUUGAAAGACAGGUAAUGAGACAGGCUAAAAUCGAACUCAACAGCUCUAAAAAAAAAAUAAAAAAAAUUCUGAAGACUGUGAAACAGAUGUGGACAGGACCUUAUACACUACAUGUCUUAAAGUUAACCCCAAUUAGUAAGAGUCUUUGUGGCUUACUUUACAGUGAAAAGAGCUAUGCAGCCAUCUUUAAGUUUAAUGUUACCAUGUUCAACAUGACUUCUUUUGAAGUGCAUUUGUAUGUUUUCGUGUUAAUUAUGCAUCUUGUUUUGGUUACAUUUUUUCCUGCUACAAUUCACAAAUAAGUCAUUUGGCCAUUUUGGAGAAUGGUCCCAAAUCUUAAACCAGUGUUAACACUUAAUCAUCACAGUGUUCCCACAGUCAUACAAAACCUGAAAAUAUCAGGGAAUUUUAUAAUUGUGAUUUCUAAGCAUGGAAAAAUCAUGAAAAUUCAUGGAAAAAGAUUUUUGAAUUUCUAUUGUUGAUAUGACCUUUCUAGUUUUGCUCUGGUUUAAAAUAUUUUGACUAGAAAUUGCCCUGAAUGAGUGCAAUCUCUAUAAAAUUAUUUUUUUAAAUCCAUAUCCAGUAAUCACGAGCUACUGGAAAAGUAAUGGAAAUUAAUUGGUCAAACUGUGUGAGAACCCUGUCUUCAGAGUAGAGGGUUACUCAUUAAUAUAAUUAUUUGAAUUUAAAUACAUUAAGCCAUGACUCUCACAAAUUUGUCUAAAAGGUGACAAAGCUUACAUUUUUUUGCCAUGCAGACCUGCAGAGUAUGUUUAUGUCCUUCUCAAAUAAUUUAUCUGGAGUUUCCUUGAACUUUGAGAUGUAUGAGACCUAAUUUUACUGAAAGUCCCAUGUGACUCUGUGGGAACAGAAUCUAAUAUUUGAAAAUAACAUUGUAUGUGCAAAACCUAUUCAUUUAAAGACAGAAGGCUUCCUCUUCUGAGUUCUUAGAGAAACCGAUAGACAUUUAAAAAAAGCAAAUUUAACAAAUUUUCAGUGUGAUGACACAAAAUAUCUCUCAGCAUCAGGGAGACACUCAAGACAAUAUUAAGAAGUGGUGUGACCGCACACAAACUUGGCAGCAUCUAUUAUGACCAGUCACGGGAGUCACACCUCUCGCUCUUUGGGCAAUUUACAAGCAUUACUCAGAAACUAGACAGAGCUGCACUAUAUCUGGUACACUAACUGUUCUGAAUCAUGUUAAAGGGAUAGUUCGCCCAAAAUGUUUUAUUCUCUCUUUUACUCAGCCUCAUGCCAUCCCAGAUGUGUAUGACUUUCUUCAUUCUGCUGGAUACAAAUGAAGAUUUUUAGAAGAAUCCCUUCGUUCUGUAUGUCCAUACAAUGCAAGUUAAUUGGGUCCAACACUGCUCCACAAAUCACACAAAGGCAGCAUAAAAGUAACCCAUAAAACUCCAGUGGUUUAAUCCAUAUGUUCUGAAGCAAUCCAAUCGAUUUUGGGUGAGAACAGACCAAAAUGUAAUUUUUUUUUACUGUACAUCUUGCUAUUGCAGUUUCUAGGCAUGAUCAUAAUUUCAAGCUCGAUUUCACUUCCUAGUGUUUGACGAAUGCACAGAGUGCUAGAUGGUGCUAGGAAGUGUAACCCAGCUUGAAAUCACGAUCACCAUGGAGACUGAAGAUUUAAAGAUUUCUAGUGAAAAAUUUUUAACAUUUUGGUCUGUUCUCACCCAAACCUGAUUGGUUUGCUUCAGAAGACCACCUGGAGUCUGUUUUUUUUUUUAUGCUGCCUUAUGUGCACUGUAAAAAAAAUUCUGUUGUUUUUACAAAGAAAAAUUUGGCAGCUGUGGUUGCCAGAAUAAUUAUGUAGAAAAUACUGUUAAAUGUAAACCACUUUACAGAACAACCUGUACAUUUUACAGUUUAAUAUGGUUGUAAUUUACAUGCUGGCACUGUAAAAAAAAAAAAAAAAUCUGUUAAAUUUACAGUAAAAGAAAUUCAUAAACAUGCCUUAUGAAACUGUAUAAAUCUGUUGCUUACUUUAUAAGUUAUUUGUUAAUCCCGUAGUAACUACAGAAGGGCAUAUGAUGACAUGAAGUUCAUCAAUAGUGGCUGUUCCAGGUGCUCAGUAUUACUCACACAAACACUAAACACCAUCAGGUAACACAUGUGAGAUUUCAAUAAUGCAGUAAAUAUUAACUAAAUUACAUCAAAUAUAUACACAGAACACCCCAGUGUACGUAACUGAUAUUACAAAUAUGAUGAAACAUAACUAUUCCCAUAAAAUAUAAUGAAAUGUAAGGGGUCAUGCAGGGAACCUUGUGGGAAUGCCCGAUUACUGUUUUUUACUGUAAUUUUAACAAUAAUUUACUGUAAAAAAGUACAUGUACUCUCGUUCUUUUUACCAUUAAUUUUACAGGAAAAUCGUACUUUUUACAUUUAAAUAAUGUAAUUUUUACAUACUUCUAUUGUAAAAACUACUGUAUUGUCUUUCAAAAUAUAUAAAACAAUUUACUGUAUAUUUUACAGUUAAUAUUUGUUAAUCAAUUAACAUUUUAUUUCUGUAGCAUUUUUACAGUAUUUUACUGCUAAAAUUACAGAAUUUUUUUACAGUGUGCUUUUUGGAGCUUCAAAGUUUUGGACCAAAUUCACUUGCAUUGUAUAAACCUACAUAGCUGAAAUAUUGUUCUGAAAAUUUUUGUUUGUGUUCUGCAAUAGAAAGAAAGUCAUAUAUAUCUGGUACGACAUGAGGGUGAGUAAAUUAUUAUUUUGGGUGAACUAUCCCUUUAAAAUGUCUUACAUAAUAUGCUUUGAACCUACUUAUUAUUUGUCUGUUUUCCUAUGUGUGUGAGGUAGUGUACAUGAAUGCACAAGUUCAGUUAUCCUUGUAUUUGUUCCUGUGUCUUUGUGUCUUGUCUCUGGUCGUGUGAAAGGUUUUUGUGCUGCAUGUUUGUAUCUAUACCUGUGGGGAUGUGCAUCUUCAUAAGCAUUUACCUGUUCCAAUCAUUUUAUGAUCAAGAAGUCAACAAACUGAUAAAGGCCAAAGGUCUAAUCAGCUUGAUCAUAGAUUUUUUUUAAAGCACAGCACACAAGAGCUGCAUUUUGUGCUAUGCACAAACACAUUUAGCAAGCAGCUCUGGUCUGAAAUGGAAAAUUCUUGUAUUGAUAAUCUGCUCUGGCUUGUAAGUGAUAAUUAAAUGGACACUGUCAUUUUCAUUGUUUAAACAGUGUCCCAAAUUAUACUCGCCUGAUCUGACCAUUGCACGUUUUAAAUGCAUCUUAAAGAGCAUAACAUAUUUUCAGUCGAGACCCUAGCGUGUGUGUAUGCACAUGUAUGUUUGUGCAUGUAUGUGUGGGUGAGUGUUCAUAUGUUGUUAUUCUCCUGUUAAAACAAUCGUAUAUCGGAGUGUUGUGGUCAAUCAUUUUAUUACCCCCUUGCUGAGACCUUUUGAAAAUUGUGAUUUGUAUAAGAAGGUGCAGACUGUGUAUUUUUAUUUGCAGAUUUAAAUUAAAUUAUGCUUUGCAUUUGCAUGGUCUCAACAUAUUUAUAGUAUGAGGAAUAGAAACAUGGAACUUCACUCAUCUAUUGGCGCAAACAAUUGUAAUUGCAGUAUGACCCUAUUACCACUAGUAGGCGCACUAAAAACCGUUAGUCCAACCUUUUACCUUUUAGAUGUAUGUUUAUUCGAUCACAGUAAAGCAACAUUUAAAUUAAAAACGUCACAAAUAAUUGGGUUUUGUAUCUUUAAUAGUUGGCACAAGGAAUUCUUAAUGCAUUAUAAAGUUAAAUGUCUCAUAAUACACAUUGCAACUGUUGUAUCUUUCUAUAAAUAAUAACAGUUAAAGUGCAUUAUAAUUUUUAUAGGUUACACCUUUACUAUUACGA